AUGGGUAUAGCUCAGCCCAAAAUAAUAAUUGCCGGAGCUGGCAUCGGAGGGCUGAGUGCUGCUCUUUGCCUUCACGCCACGGGCUACACAGAUAUCCACAUAUUCGAAGCCAGUUCUCAACUCACAACACUAGGGGUCGGCAUCAACGUACAGCCGUCAGCAGUACUAAUACUCCGCAACCUCGGCCUGCUGCCAACAUUACUAGAAACCGGCAUUACAACCAAAGAGCUUAACUUCUACAACUGUCAUGGCGACAGCAUCCUCUCCGAGCCUCGUGGCCUCGAUGCCGGCUACGACAUCCCACAAAUCUCCAUCCACAGGGGCGAAUUCCAAAUGCUCCUCCUGCGCGCCGUGAAAGACCGUCUAGGCCACGAGAGAGUCCACCUCAACCACGCCUUCACUUCCUACGCGCAAGACGACACCAGCAUCACCGCCCACUUCACUCAGCGCUCCGAUGGCCAACCCUCCUCAAUCCCCAGCAUGACCGGCAGCGUUCUUCUUGCGGCCGACGGCAUCAACAGCCACGCUCGCCGCCUGCUCUACCCAACCGAAGGUCCCCCACGCUUCUCCGGUCGCAUCCUCUGGCGCGGCUGCAUCGAACGCGACCCUUACCUCACCGGCGCCUCGAUGAUCUGGGCCGGCCACGCAAACCAAAAAUUCAUCGCCUACCCCAUCAGCGCCCAAGCAGCCCGACAACGCAACCAAUCCGUUGUAAACUGGAUCGCCGAACUACGCGUCCGCGACGAGAACGACCCGGACCUCACCCCACCACCCGUCGACUGGACACGCAGUGUUCCUAAGUCCCGCUUUGAGGGCCCCUUCCGCACCUGGACCUGCGGCGGACUCCGCAUGGCCGACCUCAUUGACGCGACGCCCAAAGUCUACGAAUUCCCCAUGUGCGACCGUGACCCGGUAUCUCAAUGGUCGUUUGGCCGCCUGACGUUGCUCGGCGACGCCGCCCACGCCAUGUACCCAAUCGGCUCGAAUGGCGCUUCUCAGGCGAUUUUGGACGCCGAGGCUCUGGCACAUUGCCUCCAAACACAUCCCAACGAUAUACCGGCCGCGCUGCAAGAAUACCAGUCUCUGCGUCUGCCGCCUACGGCCGCCAUCGUGCAUGCCAACCGUGGCAACGGGCCUGAUCAGGUGCUGCAGCUCGCUCACGAACGUGCGCCGGAUGGGUUCAAACACGUUUACGACGUCAUUCCGAAGGAAGAGCUAGAGGGCGUAGGUGCGAAAUACAAGGCGAUUGCGGGCUUUGAGAUUGAGGCCGUCAACAACAAGGCGCGGGAGACCGCGGCUCAGAUGGAGGCCAAGAAGCAGACGCGGACGCAGACGCAACCUGUGGCGACGCUGGGGGUGGUUGGAUCGGUGUAG
Cyphellophora europaea CBS 101466 is the source of this 1374-nucleotide messenger RNA. RefSeq lists its product as uncharacterized. The transcript is spliced from 2 exons. The record is from RefSeq and is a predicted model, not a curated record. Gene Ontology annotation, molecular function: monooxygenase activity; FAD binding. Lineage: Eukaryota; Fungi; Ascomycota; Eurotiomycetes; Chaetothyriales; Cyphellophoraceae. The coding region runs from base 1 to 1374 and encodes 457 amino acids.